Molecule: messenger RNA, 417 nt
Organism: Andrographis paniculata
Lineage: Eukaryota; Viridiplantae; Streptophyta; Magnoliopsida; Lamiales; Acanthaceae
Exons: 1
Coding region: 1-417 (138 amino acids)
Source: RefSeq, a predicted model, not a curated record
AUGCUCCCACUGGAAAUUACGGUACCAUCACUCCGGAUUUUGCAGGAGAACGGGCUCGCAAUAGAGGAAAAUGACCAAAUGUUACUACAUGAGCUCGACGCUUUGCCCGAAGAGAGAUUGCGAGCACUCGAACAUACGCGAGGUCAAAAUAAGAAAGUGGAAAGGGCCUUCCAAAAGCAUGUUAGAUCUCAGACCUUUCAGGAAGGUGAUAUGGUUUGGAAAGCCAUUCUUCUGUUUGGGCCAAACGAUCCGAAAUUCGGAAAAUGGUCACCCUCGUGGGAAGGACCAUUCAUCGUAUCGGCUAAGACAACUGGUGGCGCAUACGGAUUAAUGGAACCCGAAGGGAAAGAGUCGAAAACGGUCAUUAACGGCAAAUAUCUUAAGCAGUUCUAUCUGUCCGUUUGGGAUCUUGAAUAA